UCACCAUUUCAAGAAUGGGGAGAGGGAAAGUAGAAUUGAAAAGAAUAGAGAAUCAAACAAACCGGCAAGUCACUUUCUCCAAGAGAAGAAGUGGCUUACUUAAAAAAGCCUUUGAACUCUCAAUUCUCUGUGAUGCUGAAGUUGCCCUUCUCCUUUUCUCUCCCUCUGGAAAAUAUUACCAAUUUGCUAGUCACGACAUCGAUAGGACAAUUUUAAGGUACAAGAACGAAGUGGGAUUGUCCACAACUAACGAUGACCAAGGCCUUAGAGCAAUGGAGGUUUGGAGGACACAGAUUGAUGACAUGACGAGAACAAUAGAUGAACUUGAAGCCAGAGAAAAGCAUUUGGCUGGAGAAGAUUUAUCAACUCUUGGCAUGAAAGAAUUGAAGCAGCUGGAGCGUCAGCUGAGAAUUGGUGCUGUACGCAUUCGCUCAAAGAAGAGGCGUAUCGUUUCCGAACAUAUCAACUGGCUUAAGAGAAGGGUGAGACUCCUCCUCUAUGAGGGAUAUAUAUUUAGAAGAAGGAAAAAAACAGUUUUUUAAUUGAAAAUUAC
Lycium ferocissimum is the source of this 553-nucleotide messenger RNA. Its product is annotated as MADS-box transcription factor 6-like. The transcript is spliced from 5 exons. The coding region runs from base 15 to 542 and encodes 175 amino acids. Gene Ontology annotation, cellular component: nucleus. Gene Ontology annotation, molecular function: RNA polymerase II cis-regulatory region sequence-specific DNA binding; DNA-binding transcription factor activity, RNA polymerase II-specific; protein dimerization activity. The record is from RefSeq and is a predicted model, not a curated record. NCBI's taxonomy places the organism in Eukaryota, Viridiplantae, Streptophyta, Magnoliopsida, Solanales, Solanaceae. Gene Ontology annotation, biological process: positive regulation of transcription by RNA polymerase II.